AUGCCCAACCGCGCCCGCCGGUCGCUGCCCGACGACCGCAAGCGCCAUUCGAGUGUGCCGCCGCACCAAGUGGGCAAAACGCUUUUGCGACUCGCGGUCAAGAUGGAAAACCAGCUCUACGCAGCGACGCACGGCCGCGCCCUCACAGACGAAGCGAUUCGAAAGCACCUCGUCUUCCUCGCGACCCGCGCGUGCAGCAAGCCGACGCGCUGACCAAGUUUGUCUCUAUGGACUGUUUUCGUAGUAUUUAAUAUUCGGCCAAGAAGCGACGACACGUGAGUCUUUCACAUCGACCCUGUACGUCUUGCGCAAAGCUCUAACGUCACGCCGC
Messenger RNA from Saprolegnia parasitica CBS 223.65, 331 nucleotides. RefSeq lists its product as hypothetical. The coding region runs from base 1 to 213 and encodes 70 amino acids. Lineage: Eukaryota; Oomycota; Saprolegniomycetes; Saprolegniales; Saprolegniaceae. The transcript has 2 exons. The record is from RefSeq and is a predicted model, not a curated record.